UCAAACUCGCGCAAAAACUGAACCAUUCCGGCAGUCUCCAGCAAAACAGUGAGCACUUCUUCUCACUAAACCUACCAAAUGACGGAGCUGGAAUUGGUAAUCGCGUCGUCGCCGACCGACGCCGGUAUCGGCUGUUGGGACCUCCAUACUGGCGCCGAGCACCUUCGUUAUCGGUCUUGCUCCUCCCCCUCCCACGGCCUUGUCUGUGUCGGCGGCCGCUUUCUCGCCUCCUCUCAACUCUGUGCUACCAAAUCGUCGUCAGGCUCUGUCCUUUACUGGUCCUGGAACAAGCCUCAAGUUGAAGUUAAAAGCUUUCCAGCGGAACCUAUAAGUCCACUUGUUUGCAACAAUGAGGGAACUUAUAUGGCCGGAGGAGGUGCAUCCGGUGAUAUAUACUUGUGGCAGGUUGCGACUGGUAAACUACUUAAGAAGUGGCAUGCUCACUAUAGGGCAGUUACUUGCUUGAAAUUCAAUGACGAUCAAUCACUUCUGAUUUCUGGUUCAGAGGAUGGAUCUGUUCGAGUUUGGUCUCUUAUAAUGGUAUUUGAUGAUUUGUUGAGGGAGAAAGCAAGACAGCCUUACGAGUAUAGUUUCUCUGAGCAUUCUUUGAAGGUGACUGAUGUUGUGACUGGGUAUGGCGGAGCUAAUGCAAUUGUUGUAUCUGCUUCAGAAGAUAGAACAUGCAAGGUAUGGAGCUUGUCGAGAGGAAAAUUGUUGAGAAACAUUGUGUUUCCAUCAGUAAUUGAUGCAAUUGCAUUGGACCCUGGUGAAGAUGUCUUCUAUGCUGGUGGUAGAGAUGGGAAAAUAUACAUUGCUGCACUAAAUGCUGUUGCUGACUCCAACAGUAAUUACGGAUUGCACAUUCUUGGUUUUUUGUCUGAGCAAAGUAAGGCUAUUACAUGCUUAGCAUUAACUACGGACGGGGGCUUGCUAAUUUCUGGAUCAGAGGAUGGCAUGGUUCGGGUGUGGAACACUAAAGACCAUAACAUCGCCCGAAUUUUUAGGCAUGCAAAAGGCCCAGUUAACAAUAUUGUUGUUGUUAGACAACCAUCUCUCCUGAGUACCAGAGGAUCUGUGAAUUCCCAAGGGCCGUCCGUAAAGAGACAUGGGGUAUCAUUACCACCCCCAUUGGAAAAGUAUGCUAACUCAGCAGAUGAUAAUGAUUAUGUGGCAGUAAUUGGCCCCCGGGUCAAUCCUGAUAGAUCUGUUGAAGCUUCAUAUAUCAGUGUUCAGACACUAAAUAAUCAAAUCUUAGAGCUUCAGAGACAAGGGUCUUCUGCUGCUGCUCAAAUGGAGAUCGAAAAGCUAAAACUCGACCGCAGCAGGUCCAUACAAAUGAUUCAGCAAUGGGAAAAGAAGUAUCAAAAUCUACAUCAGUUUUGUGUAACCGAGCUAUUGGAUGGGGAACCAGCUGGAAAUGCUGAGUGACACAGCCUAUAACAUAUAUAUUUUUUCAAUACAUUCUGAGGGGGAAGGGUGAAACGGGAAGGGGAAGCUGCUUAUAGAUUAGAGUCUUCCACCUACAUGAUGUGCUCACCCAGUGAGCUUGCUCUCAAUUGAUUACUAUCUGUAGCAGCUUCCUACAUUUAUGUGUAAUAUUUAUUUAGCAGUGAUUAGUUAUGACAGUAUAGAUGAAAUUCGAUUCCUUUACUUGAAGUUUUGGCCGUGAACAAAAGGUUUAAAUUAAUGAGUCUAGAACUCUCGCUGCAUUUGUAUUCAGUCAAUUCUAAAUGUGCCUCGUCUUCUUUAUUUCAA
Messenger RNA from Nicotiana attenuata, 1755 nucleotides. Its product is annotated as protein ROOT INITIATION DEFECTIVE 3. The record is from RefSeq and is a predicted model, not a curated record. Gene Ontology annotation, biological process: DNA-templated DNA replication; rRNA processing. Gene Ontology annotation, molecular function: protein binding. NCBI's taxonomy places the organism in Eukaryota, Viridiplantae, Streptophyta, Magnoliopsida, Solanales, Solanaceae. The transcript has 8 exons. Bases 79 to 1428 code for a protein of 449 amino acids. Gene Ontology annotation, cellular component: nuclear pre-replicative complex.